Molecule: messenger RNA, 1398 nt
Organism: Sesamum indicum (sesame)
Lineage: Eukaryota; Viridiplantae; Streptophyta; Magnoliopsida; Lamiales; Pedaliaceae
Source: RefSeq, a predicted model, not a curated record
AUGAAAACUGGACAUCAAAGAGAAGGUUGCUUUGAAAUAAUUGGAUAUCCAGAUUGCUACAAACCUCUCCAAGAUCAAAAGAAGAACAACCAAGUUACUCCUAAUAGAUCUGCAGUGGCCAUGAACACUGAAAAUGACAGAACCAACAACAGUGUUGAUGAAAGAACCAUGUCCAAUCUAAUAAGGUCAGAAUUUCAUAAACUUUUUGAGAAAUUGAAAUCACAAGGAUCUGGAAAUAUACAUGCAGACAGAAAAUGUGAUUCUUGGAUUGUUGAUAGUGGUGUUACUACACAUAUGUGUAAUAAUCAUGCCCUCUUUGAUCUUGCUAAACCACAUACUCAAAACACUUACAUACAUCUAGCAGAUGGUAGCAAACACUUAAUCAUGCACUCUGGUAAUAUGAGGCUCACUGAUAAACUACUGCUAGAGAACACUCUGCAUGUUCCUAAUCUGAAGUUCAAUCUCCUAUCUGACCACAGGACUAGAGAGGUCAUUGGGAUAGCAUGCUUAGUAGAAAAUCUCUAUAUUAUCAAGACUGAGUCAUUUGACAAAAGAUUCAUAGAAGAUGUACUUGCUGAUUUUAGAUAUACAGUAUUCAUAGUUGCUAAGAUAGAACCAGAUACAUGGCAUAAGAGAUUAGGGCACCUAUCUCAUGAUGUAUUGAUUAACACAGGUUUAAUUGACAAAACCACAAACAAAACUUCUACCUGUGAAAUUCCCACAGCUGUCCUAAAAUGGAAGACACCUUAUGAGAUUUUAAUGAAAAAGGCUGUUGAUUACUCCUUCUUUAGAACUUUUGGUUGUUUGUGUUUUGCUACUAACACUUUACCUCACAAAUCUAAAUUUGACAAUAGAGCUAUUAAGUGCAUUUUCUUGGGCUAUGCCAAUAAUCAGAAGGGCUACAGAGUUUAUGAUAUUGAUAAGAAAAUCAUUUUUACUUAUAGAGAUGUUGUCUUUAAAGAGAACAUUUUUCCUUUUGCUAAUGAAUGCACUGAUCCCAUUAAUUCUGAUAUUCAGACUUAUAACCAAUCUGUCACUAGUAUAAUAGAGGACCAAGAUGAGCAAGACAUUCAUACACAAUCCAAUCCUGAAAUUAUAGAUGAACAUACUAAUGCUGUUGAUCAACAAGAACAUGAACAUACAUCUGAUGACAUGCAUUUGAGAAGGUCAAGAAGACAAAUAAUUAGACCUGCAAAAUUACAAGACUAUGUAUGUGUUUGUGAUAAGGAGAACAGGGACAUCUACACUGUGAAAUUUCAAGAUAACAUGAAUACAUGUAUGAGUGUUGUUUUUAAUUUGCCUACUGAGCCUAAAAAUUAUACUGAAGCUAUGAAGGUCAAAGAAUGGUUAGAGGCUAUGAAAUCAGAAAUAAAAGCACUAAAGGAUAAUGACACCUAG